UGCUUUUGUUUACACAUGCCCAACAGAAGAUAUAUAAUGGCGAGCUUGAUGACCAUCCAUGACUAGGACUUUGCAACCAGCCAAUAUAUCAAACGCGAGCAGCGCGUGUGCAGGUGGUCCACCACCAGCGGAGAGGCGAGGAUGCGAUGGCGUCGUCGUCGUCCAAGAAGGUGUGCGUGGUCGGCGCCGGCGUCUCCGGACUCGUAUCCGCCCGCGAGCUGCGCCGGGAAGGCCACGACGUGACGGUCAUGGAGCAGAGCGGCGGCAUCGGCGGGCAGUGGCUGUACGACCCGAGGACCGACGCCGGCGACCCUCUCGGCGUGGCCGGCGCGCAGAGCAGCAUCUACGCCUCCCUCCGCCUCAACACGCCCAGGGAGACUACGAGUUUAUCCGAUUUCCCCUUCUUCCCCACCAACGACGGCACCGGCGGCGACGCCCGGCGGUACCCGCUGCACGGCGAGUUCCUGAGCUACAUCAGGGACUUCUGCGGCGCGUUCGGGCUCAUGGACGCCGUCAGGCUCAACACCAAGGUCCUGCACGUCGGCCCGUUGGCACCGUGCGGGCGCGGGCGCGGCCACGACGGCGCCGUGACGCGGUGGAUGGUGAGGUGGUCGAGACAUGGUGACUGUGAGGGCCAGGUGGUCACCGCGGAGGAGGUGUUCGACGCCGUCGUCGUCGCCGUCGGCCAAAACACCCAGCCAAGGCUCCCUACCAUCAACGGCAUGGACAAGUGGAGCAGGAGGCAGCUGCAUUCGCACUCGUACCGGUCACCGGACUCGUUCGACGACCAAGUGGUGGUGGUGGUCGGAUGCCACCCGAGCGGCACGGACAUCGCGCUGGAGCUCUGCACGGUGGCGAGAGAGGUGCACAUCAGCGUCAAGUCCAUGGACGCCGCCGCCGUUGUCCCCGGCAUGAGGCGAGCUGUGUCCAGGCACGACAACCUGCACCUCCACCUCCAGAUCGACUGCCUGUGCGAGGAUGGGCAGGUAAUGUUCGCCGACGGCUCGUGUGUCGUCGCCGACUCCAUCAUCUACUGCACCGGGUACGACUUCUCGUUCCCGUUCCUGGACACGGGAGGGCUGGUCACCGUCGACGACAACCGCGUCGGCCCGCUGUUCGAGCACACGUUCCCGCCGUCGCUGUCCUUCGUCGGCGUGCCUAGGAUGGUGGUGGUGCCGCGGUUCUACGAGGCGCAGGCGAGGUGGGUGGCGCAGGUGCUGUCCGGCCGGAGGCCGCCGCUGCCGCCGGAGGAGGAGAUGCUGCGCGCCGCCGAGUACCACCACCGCGCGAGGGAGGAGGCCGGCGUGCCCAGGCGGCAAUCGCACAACAUCUUCUUCGACGUGGACUACAUGGACGAGUUUGGGGCCAAGCACUGCGGCUUCCCGCGGUUGCCGGAGUGGAAGAAGGAGCUCCUGCGGUCGUCCGUUGCAAGACUGCGCGAUGCCACGGAGAGCUACCGUGAUGACUACCGCGACAGCGGCUUGGUUCGGGAGGGCUUGCAAGCACAGGGCUGGCUUACCGGACGGCCGCCGCCGCCGCCGGACACGAGAGUAGAAAACGAGUCAUGAGUGGCGGCGAGCUCCCGCAAGAGCUCUUUCUUUCUUUUUUUCAAUUAUUCUUGAAAGAUCCGGAUUCCCGGCUUACAUGUGCGCCAGAAGCACGACGAUUAAACAAAUUGUGGUGUGUUCCAGCCAGCACUCCUGGACAUGCAUGUCUACCAA
Sorghum bicolor (sorghum) is the source of this 1721-nucleotide messenger RNA. Its product is annotated as flavin-containing monooxygenase FMO GS-OX-like 8. NCBI's taxonomy places the organism in Eukaryota, Viridiplantae, Streptophyta, Magnoliopsida, Poales, Poaceae. Gene Ontology annotation, molecular function: N,N-dimethylaniline monooxygenase activity; NADP binding; flavin adenine dinucleotide binding. The record is from RefSeq and is a predicted model, not a curated record. The transcript has 2 exons. The coding region runs from base 147 to 1568 and encodes 473 amino acids.